CCAGCAGCAAGCCAGCAGCAAGCCAGCAGCAAGCCAGCAGCAAGCCAGCAGCAAGCCAGCAGCAGAAUUAUCUCCCAGGACAUCUCUGGCGGUCGCGACGACAGAAGAAGCCAUGGAGCUUGUGGGGGAUCAUCUGAAAGGCGCCGUGGCGUUCUACGAGUGGACUCUAACCUUCGCAGACAAGCGUGUGGCAGACUGGCCGCUCAUGCAGUCGCCGCUGCCCACGCUGGCCAUCACGUCGCUCUACCUGCUCUUCGUGUGGCUCGGCCCCAAGUGGAUGCAGAAGCGCGAAGCGUACCAGCUCCGCGUGCCACUCAUCAUCUACAACUUCGCCAUGGUCCUGCUCAACAUCUACAUCUUCCUCGAGCUCUUCCUGGGAGCGCGUGCUGCCGUGUACAGCUACAUCUGCCAGCCCGUCAGCUACACGGACGACGUUAACGAGAUGAGGAUCGCGUCUGCCCUCUGGUGGUACUACGUGUCGAAGGGCAUCGAGUACCUUGACACCGUCCUCUUCAUUUUGCGUAAAAAGUUCAACCAGGUGACCUUCCUGCACGUGUACCACCACGCCACCAUGUUCACCCUGUGGUGGAUCGGCAUCAAGUGGGUCGCCGGGGGCCAGUCGUUCUUUGGCGCGCACAUCAACUCCAUGGUGCACGUGGUGAUGUACACCUACUACGCCCUCUCCGCCUUCGGGCCCAAGAUGCAGCCCUACCUGUGGUGGAAGCGCUACCUCACCAUCAUUCAGAUGGUGCAGUUCCACCUGUCGACCUUCCACACGGGCUACUCGCUCUACGUCGACUGCCCCUUCCCCAAGUGGAUGCACUGGUCGCUCAUCGCGUACUCUCUCUCCUUCAUCCUGCUCUUCGCCGACUUCUACUACCGCACGUACAUGAAGGCGCGCAGGGAGGCCGGCGCCAUUGGGGCGGCGGGCAAGCGCUCCCGGGGCGACAGAACCUCGGCUCGCGACGCCGCCGCCGCCAAAAACGGCGCCCUCGCCGACGACCUCUCCUCUGGCGCCGACGGGCCCAGGCGGGGGGGAGCGAGGGCCAACGGCGGGCGCCCCGCCGCGCCCGACGGCAAGGCCCACGCAGACAGGGCCGCUGCCAACGGCCGCCCGUCGCAGCAGCCCUCGGCCUCGAGCGGUGGCAAGAAGCAGAAAGCCAAGGCCAAGAAGGAGUAGAUUAAACCCCUUGUUUUUCCACUGUACAGCCGAGCCGAGCCGGGGCUGUGCCGAGCUAGCCCCGUGCGGGAGUCGAGCCCGUGCCUCCGCCGCCGCCGACGUCGCGCAUCGAACGAGUCCGAGACGUGCGGCGGCGACGCGGCGACUCCGAGUCGUGGACUGGCCGACUGUCGCGCGCAAAGAACGCGUCGUUAAUCCCCGUCCCUGGCUCUGCUUGGCCCCCGUCCCCCCCUUCCUCCCCUACCCCGCCGAGCCAGAUUCGGACGUCCCUAGUUAGGCCGGCGUAGCACGGUUUGGUUCUGGCUCGGCACGGCAAAAGCACCCGUGCCACGAUGGCCUGGCACCGGCUUGGCUUUGGAUGUGCCAGUGGAAAAAGGGGGGGGGGGGGUGGUUGCGGUGACGGUUAGGGAUAGUGUGGUUUUUCGUUUCGGCUGUGCAGGAUUAUCAUUUUAAGUUGUCGUGGCUGCUGUAGUUACUGCGGUGGGGGGGACGGGGGGGGGGGGUCCCAUUGCGAGUCGCCGAUUCAGGUUGCCACUCUGGUGGGUUUGUUGUUGUGGCAGGCAGGACUCGCUGGAGCGCGCACCGCAUUCAAUCCUUUCCCAAAUUCAAAAACUAUUUUAAAAAACCUCUAAGCCACCGCACUCAUUGUGGGAGGGGGGGGGGACGGCAAUGGAGUCCACGCGAGCGGAGAGAGGGCGGCGGCGGCAGCACAUCACAAUCAAUUCACCAAUUAGCGAAUACAUCAUUGCCCAAGUUGAAUUACAUGCACGCAUUAUUGCAGCAGGCAGCCAUGCAGCUUAAUAGAUUUAUGAUCGCAGCCUUUUAAAUUUGUCUUACUUUUUUUAGUAUUUCGGCAGCUGUUCCAGUUUGCAUCGUUUUACAGGGGAUGACCCCAAGGCAUGGCUUCACGGGAUUUUUUUUCGCUUGCAUGCGAUUUAAUUGAUAUUUCCAACGUGAAUCGUGGGCAAUCAUCGUCACGGCGAUUCGUCAGUUCUCGACGCUUGCAGUGCACGCAAGCGGCGAGCCGUGCGUUUAAAAAAAUUGCUGCGGAAUGUUACACAAUUUUACGUGUAAAUAUUUCCCGUUUUUAGAAUCGUGGUCCAAACGAAGCACCAACAAUUGGUGUACAAUACAAAUGAGAUCCGGGGGGGGGGGGGGGGGGGGGUGGACAGGAUACAUUAUCGAAUUGUAAUCAUGGCCUCUGAUAGAGAUGAUUCGUAUCGCGUGGUUACAGCCCCACGACGGACCAGUGGGAGAGCUUUCGUGGUCGUGGUUCACCGCUGAGUUUUCCCCAUCGCCCAUUCCAUUGCGCGAGUUCUCACAAACGCCCCUGCUCGGUAGCGCAUGUCCAGUCUGCUCUUCGGUGGUCGCACGCGCGCGAGAUGCUGCCGCAUCACGCGGGGGACGAGGGUUUGCGUGGCUUUGCCGCUCUGGUGUCUGCGGCGUUUCAUUCACAGGGUUGGCCACUGUGAGGCGAUGUCAACUGAUCUUUUAACGCCAUCUGCUGUAAUUACACCAAUGUAGUGCUCUUUCUCUCCGACCCGCCCCCGUCCGAGACGAACGGCGAGAGAUUUAAAAGUGGGGGCUGGCGAACGUCGAGCGUGGGACCGCUCGUCGACACGCACCCUGCUGUCGCUGUCGCGAUCCGAUUAGAAAUGCGCUGCCGCAUGCUGACGUGUCGAAUGCGUUUCCCCUUUGCUCUCGUACCCAACACGCGCAGCGCGGAUGCUUGCGGCGACGGAGGAACGUCGUCUUGCGGGCAUGUAGGCGUCGUGUGGCCGUGGGCCCUGGUCACGGUUGGGCCCCCAUGGGCUGUGCAGGUUCCCCACUCCGUGAUGUAGGUGUGACUUGUGAUGACCAUAUGUACGCAUGUUUGUUGGACUUCUUUCGCACAGUACGUAACCAACCGUGCUAAUCGGAGGUGCGGGGGAAGGAUGACAAACUAAACGCAUAAAGCAAGUUCUAAAGGAAUGAGUUUUUGAUUCGGAAUAUAGAUUGAAAACUCAUUUUUUUACUUCUGGCUUGAUUUUAAUAAGUGCAUGGCCGCUCCAGCGGCUUCCUCGUGACGGGAGUGGCACGUGUGCGGCCGUAGUCCGGUGCUUCUCAACCCUCCACCCCACGGCGCUCGCUGCCGAGCUUCUUCACGGAACACCGACCUCAACCCCCGUGCGUGCGCAUGCGCGGCCCUCAAUUUCCAACGGGGAUGGAGGCUGACGGGGGCCCGUCUGCCGUACCGCGCACGUGCGACCAGCAGUGGGGUGGUGGGUGGGUGCUCGAUCGGCCACUGGAUGACACUGAGAAGGAGGCGAGUUCGCCAGUCCUCGCCUGGCAAGGUGAGGUUCAUUCCUAGGAUUCUGAAAAUACCGUGGAGCACCGAUUUGCGGAGCGCUGCCGUAGGUCUCCAGGUCCUCGGAGCAGAUGUGCGUCCUGCGUGACGCCGGCGACGACGCCGGCGGUGAUGUUUUAUGCUGGAGCACCAAGGGCUCUUGCUCGAUGUUUGUGUCGUAGGAUUUGUAUUUUGUGAUAUCGGGUGUGAGUGUAAAAGUCACGCAUGAUGGGGGAAAAAAAACGUUGUUUUAUAUUCUCAACUUUGAAGCGCACAUGCUUACCAGAUGUAGCUUUUUAACUGUUAUUAUGACUGUGGUUUUGUGUUCGCAUUGUUGAGUGUUCUAUCUCCAAAUUACAAUAUUCACAUCUGUCUCUGAAAGCAAGCAGACCUGGUGAUAAUAAAAUCUGUGCUUUUUAACCGAACCACGGCGUGCGCGCACAACCACAAUCGUCGUUCACCGCUCGGUGGUGGUGACCUCACUACGGCGCUUGCACCAGGUUCGGUGCAGUUUGAGGCCACAUGAAGUGUCAAAGGCUCGCUGAAAAGAGGUCACGGGACAGACCCAGGUGUUAUAGGUUGACGGACUGGGAAGACUUUAAGAUGCAUCACUUGUACUCCCCACUGUGCCACCUUGCAGCGUUUUAGCCGCCCGGCACCCCGCUCGUAUUGGUUGUAGGGUGACUGUCUCUAACUGCUCGGUAGCGUCCUUUACGAGCCUCUUCCAGAGGCCGAUCUUGACACUGCUUGGUACCAGUCAUCUGCAAGUCCAAUCAACUCCAUCGUUUCUGUACCGCAUCAAGCCCAUCUCUUCUCCAGCCUGUGCCGUGCCCAUUUAGCUCCCUCUAUCUGGCCAAAUAGAAGCUGCCUGGCGGGCAUGUGGUAGCUGGGCAAGCGGGCUUACAUGACCCAGCCAACACAGCCUCGCUAGCCGGAGGAGUUCACCGAUGGGACUGUGUCCCAGGUCUUGCAAGGAUCUGUGAACUCAUCACGCAAUCCAGUCGGUUAAACACACAUGCGCCACAUUUCUUGAUAUUUGUAGUUUGAGAUUCCUAUCUUAGGCAGUGACACAAGGAGGUUGCUUAGUUGUCUAUUUAGAGCUUGAGAGUAGAGCAAGGAGGCUUGAGUCGAUUCAUUGAUUAAGAUUUAUAAUAUAUUUGCUGUUGUCAGUGUGGUUACUCAGGCCUCCUUAAAAAUGGCUGCCACCCAAACCUCCUGCUUUCUGAAGGCAGGAAACCCCCUGCACAAGCUGGCUGCUGAUGAUUACCAAAUUCCAUCCAGCGACACACGUGGGUACAGAUGUGACGUUUCUUUCAAGCAAUUUUCGUGUCCAUAGAGGUUUUUUGGGGUAGAUUGCGUAAAUAUAAAUGUGUCCGCUAAACCCACCACCACCCGGCACAGCCAAUUAGUAAAGUUGGUCACGUGAGCGGAACAUGCCAAUUCUUUACUAGUUCAACACACCGCUGUGUUGGAGAGUAAACGCACAACAUUUACAAUUCGAGUACCGUAACGUUUCGCCAGUAAUUACAACCAGCAUCAUCAGGCGACAGCCAGAGUUGGGGAGAAAUCCUCCUGUUUCGGUAUUAAAUAGAGCGAUUUAAAUGUGGUGUCGUCACUGACGCGAUCUAACUAAAAAAACACCCCGAUAAUAUUGGUCGCGAAAGCCUACGUAUUUUCGUGUCGUCAAAUUUUGUUUUAGUCGUGUAACUGAAACGAAUACUCGCUAAGAGAUUCCUGAAAUAAUCAGAUAGCCCAGCCCUGGCUUGAGUUCUCGGAGUAUGCAUAGGGGGGUUUUUCCCCAGGCACUGCCAUAUCCUCCUACCCAAGCGAAAUCGGGAAUGCGAAAUGAGUCGACCAUAUCGUCCCAAAGCAGGACUCCGUUGAUUUGAAAAAAACAGUUGAGAUUCGUUGAGGCUUCAGAGGGCAGCGCUUCUCCCCCCCCCCCUCCCCCCAUCGUUGGUGCCCUCCACCACAGUUCCACCAAAUGUUCAAAUGUUGCCCACUUGAGGUGCCAGGCCCGUUGCGCAACCCCCACAUGCCGGAUGAUUGGCAUAGUGAGCAUUGUGAAGGCGUGGAUUGUGGUCGAGUUGGAACGUUUCGCUCCAAGCUCGCAGCAGCCAGCUUUUGUCCCAUGAAUAUAAAGUGCGUCUGGUUGUAAUCGGCUGUAAAUAUUACGCUUUUGUAGAGUCCAAGCAUAUAUAUACUGUGUGACUGCUUUAAAUUACCGUGAUUAAACUAUAUUAAUGUGUUUUUUAAUUGAACGUUAAUUUAUGAAGGUGUGGUUGUAGUACAGUGCUUGAUAAAUGCAAUGGCUUUCCUGUGUCGGUGCAUACAUCAGUUCAGUCUUUCUUUAUUGGAAGUUUUUUGUAAGUUAACUUUUUUUUCUUUUAAUCAUACCCCCCCCCCCUCCCCAAUGAGCAAUUGUGGGAUGAAUGAAUUGGAACCGGGAGGCAGAGAGCAGCCGUCCUUGCUCCACCGCACAGCUGCCGCUGGGAGAGUUGUUCGUUACGUGAUGGUCAAAGCCGAUUUAUAUUCGGAGCUGCAAGAAGAAACGGAAUUUUAUUUUCGUGAUUAUUAAUUAGUUUUAUUUUGGCGGUUAUAUCGUAGUGUAGGAAUAAUGUUAAACAAAUAAACAAUCUUCAAUCACUAAUAGGGUUUUCCCCAUUUUUUCUGGCAACAAAACUGACACCUUUUGUAAGGAAUCAUGUUAAGAUUAACCACAAUACAGAAAAAAGGGGAAAACCCCUAUUUGUAUAUUUUGGUACUGGCAAAGGAGGCCUCAUGAUGUACAAUCUUCAACCACCCGAUGAGAGCCAAUAAAACCACGUUGCCACAUGGGCAAAUGUGUGCCUGUUGAUUUGGGUUUUCACCAAACCGGCUACGUUGAAGCAAUCAAGAUUCCUUGUUAAUGUGAUACCUACGCGGUUUGUCCCAAAAUAAACCAAUUAUGAAACAUAACAUAGGUCGUGAGAGCCUCCGUGUAAAACUUUAUUUGCAAUGUUUAAAUGGUUUCUUUAAAGUCGAGCCCUCUGAGUCGGUACCUAUCCUCCGUCCGCGAGCCUCCUUAGGAAUUGUUUGCAAUUAUAAUCGAACCCGGACCUGGGGUUGUGGAACGCACGUCACGGUUUUUUUUGUUUUCCGAAAAUGGUUUGCUACGAUUAUGACUGCACACCAUUAUCUUUUGCGUUGACUUUGGAUUUGCAUCAGUUUGUUACGGCUUUAUAAUACAACUCGAACAACAAUCAUGCUACAAAGGUGGUGGGGGGGGGGGCAAAGAUGCAGGGUAUUUUAACGGGCGAUGUACAGAGGCCUGUUUGGCGAAUGACUCCACUGCUGGAUGAGGUUGCUCUUUCCUCUCGCCGUGCAUGGCCUGGGCAGAAAUGGCCGUGCGGCUCUGGUGUGCGAAUAUGUUUGAACUUAUUUUGCUCCGUACGUAGCCAACCGUGCUGAUCAGUUUCUAAUUCGCGGCGCUCAUCGGUGAUCCAUAGCCACGAUACGACGGGAGACUAAAUCGGCAACGCCACAUUUUAAAUGUCGUGGGUUUCCCUUGUAACACAGUAAAUUAGCAUUGCAGGGACGCUUCUACUUACGAACAUUUGACUUACGAACUUUCAGAGAUACGAACAAACCUGUCCGCAUGUCCAGUUGCCAUUUCGGACCGAGUUCAACUGCCGCGCAAUAAACGGUGGGGGUGGCAUCUACAUCAGCAGAGCGUGAAGAACCAGUGGCAUCUACAUCUACAGGAGAUUAUACAACUUUUAAAGCCAUUCCCCGUGUUUAGUGUGCAUGCCGUACAACGUGUUGGAAUCGACAGGAGUAAAGUUGGACUUGCGAACAAAUCGACUUUCGAACAAACCUCUGGAAUAAAUAAUAAAAAAAUAAUAAAUACUAUUAGAACAAAUAAUAGAAAUAAAAUAAUGCCCUAUUAUUUCUCCUAUUAUUUAAAAUUGUUAUUACUUAUUUAUUUUCCUGCUUGACCUUACCGAAAAAAACCUAAGAGUAUGAAUCCUUGCAGUCACGAAAGCUUCAAAUCUAAAACCUCUGGAACCUAACUCGUUCGUAAGUAGAGGAGUCCUCGGAGUACACUCUUUACAAACCCAUUCGGGUGCAAAGCAUAACCACCGUGACCCAUUGUUAUGUCCUUAGCAAUCGUCCAGCCGCUGCAUCGUACAGAUUCGAUUUUUUUUCAAUCGACAAAUAUGCAAACGUGGCGGACCACAAUUCGGAGGAGUUCAUGUUGAUUCGUAACUCUGCCAACUCCCUCCGAGUCGGGGGUUGAGCACCAAGGCGGCGUGGGUGAGACGGCGUGGUCGCUGUCCGGUGACGUGCAAGGCAUCGGCGGGGUGAUCGAUCAAACCGGUGACCAUCGCGCACCGUUCGCCGCCCAGGGCGUCAUCAUCACCGGGGCGCUGUUGUCUGUCUCUCCCUGCAGCCCCUCCGCUCACUUCUGCCCGAGUUCCCCCCUCCCUCCCCCCAUCAUUUAAACAGGAAGGGUGGUUACAAAAAAAAAUGCGAUUGUGCCGUGUACAUAUAUACACUUAACAUCGCCGCCGCCGCCGGCUGGCUUCAACGAGUUGCGCGCGGGAUUGUACAAACUCGUGGCCGAAAUGCGCGCUUAGAAGAACAAUCGUGGACGUGGCUGAUGGGUUCUCGUCGACAGGCGUCGUGUUCGUGUUCCGUCGCGCUCGGUGGCGAGGAGUAACCUGCAGCUCGCCUACACUUUUGACGAUUCAAUAUCAAUAUAUAUUAACAUCAAAGGGGACGCCCCUACAUUAUUCAUAAUCAACCUACGUGUUACCCCCCCCCCCCCCCAAUUAUCCCACCCCACAUUAACCAUGCUCUGUGAGUGACCGAGACAUUGAGACUGGGAAAGGGGGAUUGUGUGGUAGGACCAUCAGAGUAACCAGUCAUCGGCGCUUCAUCAAUGGAGAAGCAGAAACCCCGAAACGGACUCUCAGCCGAAUGUCCUCCACGUGGUUGGCGGAUACAGGCAAGGGGGCCCGAGUCGGGACACGGGGCUAUUUAAUUUAUUUUAACAUUGAAAUAUUUUUGUUGUUUCUUCUGUAAGUUAAUAUUCUAUAUCUUAUUAUUUAUCAUUGAUAUCUCUGAAUUGCCGUCUUCCUGUGAGGUCGCAUCAAUCCGUCCUUUGCUAAGCUCGACCAAGGAAGCCCGAAUGAGUUUGAGACGAACAAACUAAAUUGAUGGAAUGUUCAAAGAUCUGUGGUCUUUAAGCAAAGUUCUCAAUCCGUUUCGAAAGAGAACGUGUGCGUGCAUUAAUAUGAAUGGAAGUCAGUUUGAACAAAUGUUAAAUUUAAUUAAAAAACCCUGUGAUUUUGUUAAAAUAAAUAUAACCCCGUGUGUUGUGACUUGUGGGCGACCCUGUCGGUAUACUGCACAAGGAUAGACGUGGGGUAGAUCCAGACUCACAAUAUGAUCUGUGUGUGUGUGUACGCUUAACUUCUUACGCACCGUACGUUGCCAGCCGUGCUCGUUGUUAGGUGACUGGAAGCCACUCUCGGCUCGCUUUGCGGCUGUGCUGGAGAGCCCUCCCGUGUGUUUUCGCGUUUGUGAUCGUACCGGCAUAUUAUUCGGGACCUCGAGAAGAUCCCGACACCUGCGGCAAAGCGUCGGGACAUCCCCUCGAACCCUGCGCACAGCACAAGCCUCAAAACACGUGGGAGGGGGGGGGGGGGACUUGAAGGUUUUUUUAAAGUACUGCUGUAUGCACACGCAUCAUUUUACUCGUGGCAAUGUCUGGGAAAAUAAAACUUGUGGUGUGUUUUUUAAUGUGUGUGUGUGUAAUGCUGUUGCGACAUGCAUUAUUCCUGACGCUUAACAUUGUAUCGCGAUGCUUAUUAAAGCAGACGGCCCAUUGAGUCGGGAGUUUUUUGACCUU
Molecule: messenger RNA, 9402 nt
Organism: Lethenteron reissneri (Far Eastern brook lamprey)
Lineage: Eukaryota; Metazoa; Chordata; Hyperoartia; Petromyzontiformes; Petromyzontidae
Gene: ELOVL4
Product: ELOVL fatty acid elongase 4
Biological process (GO): sphingolipid biosynthetic process; fatty acid elongation, saturated fatty acid; fatty acid elongation, polyunsaturated fatty acid
Cellular component (GO): endoplasmic reticulum membrane
Molecular function (GO): fatty acid elongase activity
Source: RefSeq, a predicted model, not a curated record